AUGUCUUUAGUUUUUAUUAUUUAUUUCUUCCUUUUUUUCACAAUCUCCCUUAUGAAUGCGUGUAUACCUACGCAACAAGUGGAAACCACUUCUGCUGCUCCGACAACGAUGACGGCAAUUGUGACAACUACAAGCACUGUUUCUCCAACAACAACUACUACAAUCACAACCACUACAACGACUCCCAUUCCUUGCCCAACAGACUGGCUAGGAUUUGCUAGACCCAGUGGACCGUGGUGCAUUAGGGUGUUUGUUGCUAGUGGAGAUCAACCAACCGCAGAUUCCCUUUGUAGUUCGGAGGGAGCAGUCCUCAGCUCAAUUCAAAGUCAAGAAGAACUCGACUAUAUGGCGAAUUCAUUCAUCGCUCUGAACGGUGCCAGUAGCGCAUUCUGGAUUGGCGCUGAGAGGACGGCCGCGUGUAUGUCAUCAGGAUUAACCGCAACAUGUACCAGACUAAAUUCGUUUUCAUGGACAGAUGGCUCAGCAACGGGUACUGCUGGCUUUGUGUGGAAUGGUAUUGAGCCAAACAACGGAGCUGGAAUGACUGAAUCUUGCGUUGUUGAGAACUAUAUGGCAUUAUUGUCUGAUCAACAAUGCACUAGAGUGUUUCCCGGGUAUGCCUGCGGUAAAGCUUCGUGAAAAAUAAUAACUACUCCUGUUUUUAUAAUAAUGAUAUGAUUAUUCUAAUUAAUAAAUUAAUGAAGAUUCAAAAUAAUA
Molecule: messenger RNA, 717 nt
Organism: Caenorhabditis elegans
Lineage: Eukaryota; Metazoa; Nematoda; Chromadorea; Rhabditida; Rhabditidae
Gene: clec-241
Product: C-type lectin domain-containing protein
Exons: 8
Coding region: 1-639 (212 amino acids)
Molecular function (GO): carbohydrate binding
Source: RefSeq, marked reviewed